Dentiscutata erythropus is the source of this 212-nucleotide messenger RNA. The record is from the annotation of a GenBank genome assembly. Lineage: Eukaryota; Fungi; Glomeromycota; Glomeromycetes; Diversisporales; Gigasporaceae.
GAGGAAAAUUAAAUAUUGAUGAUUUACUAAUUAAAGAAAUAGAUGAAAUAUUAAAUUCUAAAGUUGAAUUAAACAAAGAAAUUGAAAUUAGAAAUAAUAUUGAAUCUAUUUAUGAUUCUGAUUUAAAUUCUGAUGAUUCAACAGAAACUCAAAGAAGAAAAAAAAGGAAAAUUAAACAAAUUGAAAUUAGCAAAGAAUCUAUUCAUAAUUGA